AUGUCUUCAAACGAUCAACAAAAAGCAGAAAGCAGCGAAGACAAAAUCAUCGACUCUAUUUAUGAGCAUAUAGUCAGAUCCGUUUGCAUCGAUGUCGCCUGCAACAUGCAUGAACUCAUCAAGACCGGGGCCCUGCCACCAUCCGAACUGAUUGCAACAUCCUCUCGACACGAGAUUUAUCCAGAAUUAUACCACAGUAAAAGCCCAUCCGAAGUCACUGCAAUUUUAGAGAGCUUUGGAACUUACCAAACGCCUACGGUAUCGCGGAAACGCAAGCUUCCCUCUGGAGAGACAUCGGAAGACGACCCUGAUGGCCAAGAUGGUCCAUCGAAAUCUACUGACGAAGACAGCGAAGGGGACGAAGACUUUGUAGAUCCAUCGAAUACUAUCGAAGACAAACCCAGUACGAAACAAGCAAUAUCAAACCUUGAUAUAUGGGGGAAAUUCCCGCCAAAGGAACCGAAGAAAACUGUGAAGUGUGCAGUGUGCAGUCGAUUUGUGAGCACGAGUCGCUUUGCUUCGCACUUGGACAAGUGCAUGGGCUUAUCGACUGCACGGGGCUCGUCAGGAAAUCCUCCGAGGGCCAGUGCAUAUACUGCUAUGAAAUAG
Cylindrotheca closterium is the source of this 609-nucleotide messenger RNA. The record is from the annotation of a GenBank genome assembly. NCBI's taxonomy places the organism in Eukaryota, Bacillariophyta, Bacillariophyceae, Bacillariales, Bacillariaceae.